Molecule: messenger RNA, 812 nt
Organism: Myxocyprinus asiaticus (Chinese sucker)
Lineage: Eukaryota; Metazoa; Chordata; Actinopteri; Cypriniformes; Catostomidae
Product: cytochrome P450 2K6-like
Exons: 3
Coding region: 179-568 (129 amino acids)
Biological process (GO): xenobiotic metabolic process
Cellular component (GO): intracellular membrane-bounded organelle; cytoplasm
Molecular function (GO): iron ion binding; oxidoreductase activity, acting on paired donors, with incorporation or reduction of molecular oxygen, reduced flavin or flavoprotein as one donor, and incorporation of one atom of oxygen; heme binding
Source: RefSeq, a predicted model, not a curated record
UGUUUUCUUCACCUGAAUUCAAAGGAACACUGAUGUGCUGUAUUUGUGUGCAGAUCGGGUUCAAGAGGAGAUUGACAGAGUGAUCGGUGGACGUCAACCCGUUGUGAACGACAGGAAGAAAUUACCAUAUACAGACGCUGUGAUCCAUGAAACCCAAAGACUGGCCAACAUAGUGCCCAUGAGUCUCCCCCAUACGACCAGCUGUGAUGUUAACUUCAAAGGAUAUUUCAUCAGGAAGGGUACUACGAUAUUUCCUCUGCUGACGUCUGUAUUAAAGGAUGAAAGUGAAUGGGAGAAACCGCACAGCUUUUACCCAGAACACUUCCUUGAUGAGAAGGGCCAGUUUGUUAAGAAAGAUGCAUUCAUGCCCUUUUCUGCAGGCCGCAGAGUGUGUGUGGGAGAGAGUUUGGCCAGGAUGGAGCUCUUCCUGUUCUUCACCUCCCUCCUUCAGAACUUCCGCUUCACUCCUCCACCUGGAGUGUCUGGAGAUGAGCUGGAUCUCAAAGGGAUAGUGGGAAUCACAUUGAAUCCAUCACCACACAAACUGUGUGCAAUCAAACGGUCCUGAUCCAUGACAAUAACAUUGAUCCUUAGAAGAAACAAUAGACCCAACACAUUUCACCUAAUUUAAAAUAGAGAAGGAAUGAUUUUAACACAAAUUUUACUCAUGCUGAGUAAAUCCGCAAAAUGUCAGUAUGUAAAUAGCGGCAAAAAAUCUGAUGUGUGAAACCACUUUUGACUUUUUUUGCAUUAUAAAACUUGUUUUAUAACUUGUCUUUUAACAGAAAUAAAAUAUUUUGCAGCUACUUGAA